Caenorhabditis auriculariae is the source of this 11771-nucleotide messenger RNA. NCBI's taxonomy places the organism in Eukaryota, Metazoa, Nematoda, Chromadorea, Rhabditida, Rhabditidae. The record is from the annotation of a GenBank genome assembly.
AUGUCCUCGAAAGUGAGUUUUGUGAAGAGGAAAGAGAAAAAGUGUUCCAAAGAUUGUCCUGCUGGGGAGAGUCCUUCGGAGGCCUGUCAGUUGGGAAACUCGACGGUUUGCAGCACUCCCGGCGAAGUUUGCUAUCAGAUGAAUACUUCAGCCAUCUGUUGCAGUAAGUGGGAAAAAAUUGGUAAAGUUGAAUGAAAAAAAGUCGUUAUAUCUCUUCAAAUAAAAUUUGACUCAAUCGAAAUCGAUCCAAGGAAAGUCAGUUUACUUUCUGGCUCAAACUUCCCUGAAAUAAGGCCUGAUUACUCCUAGGCAUACCAGAUGAAUAUCCUGAAAGGGUCAACCUGAGCAAUCCAGCAGUUCUCAAGAACUGAAGGUCUGAAAAUCAGAAAAGGAUUUCUUUCAACGGGUUUCAAGGGUUUUUGUUGUCGUUGGGGUGUCCUUUCUCGAAAACUAGAAAGUUGGCAAGGUUAAGACUUUCACUAUCUUCUUCUGGAAGAUCAAGGAGUGUUCUGAGAAAAUCUCAUGAUGUUCCUAACAGCAUAGAAAGUGGCAUCACUUGUUGAAUCUGUGGGAAUAUAACCCAGCGGUAAUUUACGAAAAAGGAUAUUUUGAAUUUAUUUAUGGUUUUAUAUUUGUAGCGCGAAGUAACGUCUUUAAAAAUGAUUCACAAAAACACAUUUCUAGAAAGUGUACUUGAAGAUGUAUCAGACAAGACCAGGAAAAACUCAAAUUUUGAGUUUUCUGCAGAUUUUUUUCAAGUCCUCUUCCAAAAUAAAUCGUUUCAUAUUGAGUUCCUUACCGUUGCAAAUCGGGCAUGAUCGCCGGUCGGAACGACUCGAAAAAUGCCCAAAUCCUUCACAUUCUUGCUCCUCCUAAGGGAUGUCCGACAUUGGAAAGAAUGGAAAACUCUUCGUCUGGCAAUAUUUGCUGUCGUGAGUCACAGACUUUUUCCGUAAAUGUUUUAAAAAAAUGAUUAUAACCCUAGAUUUUAUAUUAAACGUCAGAUAAAAGAAAAUAACAAAAACGAAACUUUUUGAAGCGGCUCCAACAUCUUUCUUCCUUCACAAGUCGAAUAUAUCAGCCGAGUUGAAACUUCCGAGUGGCUACCUGAAAGGACUGCCGUCCCCGGAAAAAUGUCUCCGCAACAAAGAUUGCGGCUCGAAAACGUUUUGUGACGCCGCCUACAAUGAAAACUUCCCGGAAGACAGGAAACUUUCGUUUUUCUGCUACGACUGUGAGAUUUAUUUUUAUCGAAAAGAAAGGAAAAAAACUAAAAAAAAAUGGUAUUUAAACUACAAAAAAAUGAAAAUAACUAUAAUUUGAAAAAUAUUGCGCCAGAGUCUCAGCUCAAAAUGAGAAUUUUAAUACUUCACUCACUAGACGUAGUUUUUUAGACUAGACUUGCAUCUGUGCACAAAAAUAGUAUUGAAAAAAAAUGAACAGGCCACAAUAAUAAAAUAAAACAACGACAGGCCUACUCUAGAGUGUCUGGAUCGUGUGAAAAUUCGGAUAUUUGGAGAUUUCUCGAUCAAUUGCCAUAAAUGAGCUCAAUCGGUAAUUUUUUCAGACUGUCACGGUAGAGUUUAAAAGAACCUGAUAGAACCCUAUGAAAAAAACGACCUUAAAAUUUAUUAUUUUUUUCUUGACAUUCUUCUUAAAAGGAUCUUUUCAAGAAAGUAACAAGAAAAUGGCGGGAAAUAGUGAAAAAAGGAAUGUCAGGGAAACUUUCAACAUUUUAAGAAACUCGAAAAAGAGUUUUAGAUUCCUCUUUUUGAGGCCGUUUGGACUUUGCCCGCUUUUCUGCGCCAAAAAGUCGAGUUUUAAAAUGUUUCAAAAAUUUCGAAGUAUGACUAAUUUUGAGUAUCGUCUGAUAAUCUUCAGAUAUCGAUCCAGCGGCUUUGGAUCACAAUUGGGGAGUUGAACCUUGCAACGAACACCAAGAUUGCGCCAAUUUCUGUUUCACCACACCCAAUUCCACCGUCUCUGCUCUAGAAAGCCCGCAAAUUAGUCAGAAUAGAACCGUUGACUUCAAAGGAUUCUGCGUCGAGAGUUCGUUCGAUUCUGAUUUUCCACAAUUUAGAACGUUGUGAAAUGGUUUGGAGCGUCGCGGUUGCGCUGCUUUUUGGCAGUUGAACGGAAGCUGCGCCCGACUUUAGGCGGUUUGCGCUUUUUCUUCAGAUAAGUGUCACUUACAAGCAAGUUUUUUUAUCGAAACAUUAGCACUCUUGAGAAAAUUCACCGGUUCAAAGUGACCGCGAAGCUUUGAACCAUUUCUCUCAACGACCGUCAAACGUUCUAAAUCUUCAAUUUCAUUCUCCGAUACUCAUAAUCUAGCUUUAGCCCCAAAAUGUCCUUUCGGAACCUUCGGUAUGAGUCAAAAUGGCACUGAGAAGCAUCACUGUCAGAAAGACGACGAUUGUAAAGUCGAAAACGACCCCGACGGUUUCAAAGUGUAAGUUCUCGAGUCAAUCCUUUUCUCACACCUUUUCACAUUGUUUUAUCGCCAGCAACUUUUGAAAAAAAAAGUGAACGUUUCGUUUUUUUCAUAUUCGAAAGCGAAACCCACAUUUUGAAGUCAUUGAUGAGCUAGAGGAGAACUUUUGAAAAUUUUCAUUUUGUUUCAAAAAUUUUAGAUCGAGAUGUGUCUCCGUGAACUACGAGAACGUUUUUGGCAACACUUCGUUCAAAAUAUGUUGUUCAGGUUUGUCUAAUCAAAUUUUGCCAACUCUUCUUGCUUGAUAAAUUCUAACCUCUCUGUAAUCUCUUCUCCCUCACCGGCGAAGUCAUAGAAUAAUGGAAACAUAACUCAAAGUGAAAAGAGCGCAGAGAAAUCAUAUGGUUCCCAGCUUCGGGAAAUAGUUUGUUCGACGCGACUUGACACUUUCCGAGCGUCUGCGUCUCUCUGUUCUCUCACCGGCGAAUUCAGAAAAAAUGGAAAUAGCAUGUUAACGUGAGACGGUCACCAAGAGAUGAAGAGGGCACUGAGAAAAAACAACAAAAUAUUCUUCGAAUUUUAAUGAAAAUCUUUGCAGUUUUCCGCUGCAUUUUUGUGCUUUUUUUUUUAAAAACUCAUGGAAAUUUUGAAGGUCACGCGGAAUGCUCGACGAAAAUGCUGGGUAAAGCGGCGAACGGCACUAAAUGUGGAAAUGGAACUUAUUUGGAAGACACUCCAUCAGCCGGGAAAUUAUGUUGUCGUGAGCCUUAUCAUUUAUCACAUCCGCAAAUUAAUCAAUCAAAAAAUCAUCCAAGUCUUUAUGUUUUCCACCUUUCUUAAACUUAUAUAAUUCAAAAAAAGGAAUUCUUGUAAAAAGGACCCUUUUAGCGGCCUCUCUUUUUGCUCUCGACCUUUCGUAUUUUUGCUCGAGAAAAAGCUCUCCAAUUUCUCUAUUGUAGAGAAGAAUUAAAACUGCGAGUUUAAGUCAUAACUAGUUCUUCAAAUCAAAAUUCGGCUUCCAGCGAUACCGUAUUGGUACGUGGACUUUGAUGCGAAAAAGACUCCUGUCGGCUUCAAUAAAACGUCGGUGAAGCCGCAGAAUCUCGAACACUGCACGACACACGACGAUUGCAAAGUCGAGGAGUUCUGCGACGUCGUCGCGAAUAUUUAUGAGGAAAAUAGAGGUCUCGACAACAGCAACGAUGGAAAACCUCUGAUGUUUUGCUUUGAAGGUUCGGAAAAAAAUAUCUAACCUAAAAAUAUGAAAUUUAAAAUUUGUUUUCAAUUCCUGUUUUCCGUGCAUUUAGAGCCAUUUUUGGAUAUGCCAGCCUCGUCUAAAAAUUUAGGAAAUGUUUCCAAACAAAAAAUUUGGCUAAAAAAUUUGAUACGUUUAUUGAAAGGAACUUUCGAAACUUCAGUCAAUUUCCAUUUAAAAUUUUUUUAGUUCUUACUUAUCUCUUUCUAAUUUACUGAAAUUGUUCUUUUUUUGAAAUCAUUUGAUUUUUAUGGGGUGCCAAUUUUUCUUGUCUUUCGUGCACAUUCUUCUGAUUCGCUUCAGAAACUCUCUCGAGGCUAGUUAUUUCUGGAAUCCGGCGCCCAGACCCCUGUAUUCAUCUUAUUACAUUUUUCUUUUCAUUGACUUUCCUUUAUUGUAUCGAUUUCAAUAACCGCACCUGUUAAAUUCAUGCUAUUUUUGAAGUUAACUCUAAAUCAGUUCCUUUUCGAUUUCUCACACGACAUCCCACAAUACAACUACAAAGAACAAAAGAAAUAAAGGGAAAAAAUGAAACUUCAAAAACGAAGUGAAUAUUUCCAAGAAUCGUUUUCAAAGAUUCAAAUUUGCAAAGAUUCGAGCCCCCAAUAUUGGUGUAUGCACAAUUCCCGCUCACGAAAAUUCGCGCACCCUAAAUCCCUUCCUACCAUCUUUUUGACCUAAAAAAGUUCAAACCUAAAAAAGUUGAUAUGAAGCAUCCUUCAACAUUGUAUCUCCUUCUCAACUUAUCGCUUAAUUUCUUCCUUGAUAUUCAGGUACAAACUUGACAAAAUUUGUACGAAAGGCGAGUUUCGGGUUCAAACUCUGUAAUGUGCUGCAAGACUGCAAAAGUGAAACAGAAUGGUGUGAUGAAAGCGGACAAAAUGCGAAGAAUCUGCGUGGUUAUCCUGAAACAGGCAACAAGGUUACAUUUUGCCAGAUAGGUAAUUAGAGCAAUUUUUGUUUCACAAUUUCUCGUCAAUAUUUUGAGCCGUGUGUAGCGGGAAAAUUCCGACGAGAGGGUUUCUGGUCAAUUCGGGUUUUUGUUCAUCAAAGGAAGAUUGCGCUACGGCCGGACCUAUGAAGAACGACACUGACACAACGAUUUACAGGUUUUCGUCUCCAUAUUUUAUGCCACUUAAUAAUUGAAAACCUAGACCGCGAUGUCAAAUGAUUUCGACUGAUGUCCAUAUGUGUUGUUACGGUAAUUGUUUCUAAAAAUUUUCAGAUCUGAAAAAAAUCUGCAGAAAAUAUCCUUUUAUAUGACAUCUUUCAUCCAUUUUUUUCUUGAAGAACCCAGGAUUUGCUCGACUGGGUCUCAUGCUGGAGCAAAGGAGAAAAAAACGGCUUUUUGUCCUGAGUUGUCGUAUAAAGAAAUUAUCGGAAAAAUCCAGUUAUUGCUGUCGUUAGUUUUUUUAAAUGUUAUUUAAACUUGUGACUGUUUCGAAAAUUUAUACAAAAAGAUGAGAAAACAGUGGAAAAACUUUCAAUUGAACAGGAAGCUUUGCUCCUGAUCAGUUGAAGAAAAUUUUCGCUGGCCAGGUGUCUCAACGGGCGUGCCCAUUGAGUUUCAGUUGAACCUGAAAUAGGAAAACAACGGUUCCGAGAAAGAGUUGACUCAUCUGUUUUAUUUCGUAAAUUUGUUGCUCAACUGAGCUGAAACGGUGCCUCAGCUGGGGUACAAUUUCUCAAAAGUUCUACCACCUGUGCCCAAGCGGGUCUAAUACAGGUAGACCCGCUGUUGUCAGCACGGCUGGGCCACCAGGAGAGGCACCUUUUUUCGAUGAUUUGUUCUCAGUUUAACUAUACCUAGAAUGGAAUAAAUGAAUGACGGAAAAUGUUUUCAGCUACUCCUCUUGCCUUCACCCUGGCGGACACUGGCUCCUUGCAACUAAUGUUGCCGAUUGGAUCUCAGACGAAUCCUCUCCGAUUCGUUGGCAUCCGACAGUGUUCGUAUAACAGAAAUUGUGAGAAAGGCGAUUAUUGCGAUGCCGCCUACAAUGUCUUCAAGAAAGACAAAGGAGGUCUUGAUGAGAGUGGACCCUACGGCCAGCCUAAAAAAUUCUGUUAUAAAUGUGAGUGAGGAAGGCUUUUUUUUUUCAAGGUUUCCUGCUCCAAAACUUGCGAAAAUAAUGGAUGAAACUAUCCCCUCUGAAACUUUGUGCGAUAGGGCGAUUUUGAAAGUUGAAGUCGUGUUCCAAGUAAUUUCGGCGAUUUAAAAAUUGUUGCUCAUCCUGAUUUUUACGCGCGAACUUCAAAUUUUGAAAUGAUUUCGGCGUGUCGUUAAACCUAGCCUUUUUUUUUUAAAAUAAACGCGCAAAAUUGUAAACAGGAUUUGUGGUUUGUACAUAAAUUAAUUAGGAAAAUUUUCAAAGCUUUUUUUUCUCCUCACCUAGUUCGAUAAAUUGAAUUUGGGUCUAUAUUUACAGUCAAAAUCAUCUCAAUUUAUUUUCAAUGUUCUCUUUUUUUCUGGCAUUUUUGCUUCAAGAACUCGAAAAAUAUUUUUCAAAUUUUUUUUUCAAACGUUCCUAGUUUAUUAAAAAAAAAGAGAUUCCCGGCUAUCUGUGUUAGAAUAAGAUUUAUUAAUUGUUCAAACACGGAAAGAUCUCGAGAGCUGAUUUCAACCCAUCGCUUUUAGAAUCAAAUUCUUUCCGAAAUUGUAACGAGCUUGCGAAAAAAUUUAAUUUCAGUACCUGUUGCAAACGGCAACAUCGCAUUAAGAAAAGUAACUGGUAUUGAACUUUGCAACGAAUCCAGCGACUGUCUAAUCGAAGGCAAUUUUUGCACCAAACCGAACGCGACAGGGGGGUACUUCCGAGAUACUAUCUCUGGGAGGAAAACGGGCGUCUGCGCCAGCGGUCGGGUUCUCACUUUUGACAAAAAGUUAACUGAAAGCUGAUUACAGCCAAUUGCACUUUGGCUGGAAAACCGGUUCUCACUCUAUUGGCUGGCUGGGAUUCGUGCAAAUGGCACAGUGAAUGCGAAAAAUACGGCCCUCCGGCUGACCCUUCAAAGAAACCAUAUUGGAUGUUUGUUAUUUUUACAAUUUCAAGAAUUUUCAAAGAAUGCCGUUUUCAAAGUAGUUUCAGUGAAUUCAAAAUUAAAACGUUAUUCGUUUAGAAUGAAAUCGCGGAAUAUAGUCUGUUCAGAUUUCGAAUGUCAACCAUCUAAUAACUUCAACGAUUUUUGUUCUUUUUUGAUCUCAAAGAUAGAAAAAGAAGUCAAAAAAUGCAGCCUUAUUAAAGGGCCAUCGUUAUAUGUACAUAAAACAUUGACGCGAAAGAUAUUCUAGUCUUGGGGGUGGAGUUAGCUGCUUGACAUUCAAAAUCUGAACAGACUAUAUGUUGAAUUGGAAUUCAGGGAGAUGUAGGAAAAUUGGUCCCUAACACGAAAUAUCGGGACAUGUGACUUUACGGUGAAUUUUACAAGCGCGAAUUGAAGUCACUGUAAAAGUCCCAUAUCUCAAUGUAAUUUCGAAGGACCCGAUUUUUUUUUUCCCGCAAUCAACUUACAAUUUACAGCGCCAAUUGUAAGGAUGUUCAACUGAAUCUCAAAACUUUUGGAAGUUUUUGCUGCUACAGUUAGUUCUGAUCUCUGAUUCAUAUGUAAGUGGAUAAUUCCAGCGCAAGAAGUUUGUCCCAAUGGUAUGUUUGCUGGACAGCCGCUUUACGGUUCUGGGAAGGCCGAAUGUAUCGCAGGAUCUGAACUGACACAUUUCGCUGAAGUGGAAGGGUGUUGUCGUGAGUUUUUGGAUUGUGUGAAUAAUUCUUUUUUUUUUCGAAACUCGGAAAAGGUUGUGUAUUCCAAGGAAUCUUGGAGAGAGAGGGGGGAAAAUCAUGAAUCGUUUGAUGGAAAGUUGAGAGACUCUUACGAGUAAAAAAAAACCUUGCGAGAUCUAUUUUAACUUGAAUGAAGUGAAACCGUGAUGAAGUGAUAACAAGAGUAAUUUUUUUUUACAUUUCUUCGAGAAUUCUCUGUUUCGUGGAACUCGCAAGGGCUGCUUUGUCUGUUCAGAUUUCGAAAUCCAAGCAUUCCUUUGAGCUCCGCCUCUAAUGGCGCGAUGAACCAAUCCGCUAGCAAGCCACCCACAGAGCAUUUUUUCGAAUGACGUCAUUGUACUUGAAAUCCAAAAUCUGAAUAGCCCAUGUACAAGAGGUCGGGUCCUGCUCAGAAAAAAAUUUCUUACUCGAACGAUUUACGAUGACCACCCUUUUUUGAGGUGAAUAACUUGAAUCUACAAUAGCUAAUUUUGUUCAUGAAAAAAGGAUGACACUGGACCCUUCCCCGGGAUAAAUUGCGCCCUACCCACCGCUAAGAGCAAGGUUCUAGCCCACACGAAAAUUUGAAGCGAGUUGCUAAUUUACGGACUUCUAAGUAAAGGUUCUCACACGAAAUUUAGAAGAAGUUUCCUAACUGAUUUUUCUGAGCGAAACAAUCAAUAAGUAUCGAUUUUUGAGCAAUUCCUCGCUCCUUCACCCUACGUGAAACGGACAAAAACGUGUUGCCUGCGGGCUACAGAGAAAACACCUUCAAAAGAUGCGAUAUCAACGCCGAUUGCGACAAAAACCAGUUUUGCGACGCCACUUACAACAUCUUCGUCAGUUCCAAUAGAGGACUCGACAGCAGUGGUCCUGAAGGAGUUCCCACGCUGUUCUGCUACAAUUGUGAGCAUUUCUGAUUAAUCCCGAUUUGAAAGGCUAGAUAGGCAGAUUGGCGAGGGUGACGCGUUGCGUAUGCGACGCGGCUUUUGGCGGGAAUUUCGAAGUCAAACGAGAGCCUUUUUUUCUGUCAAUUUCUCGACAUAGUCCAUUCCGCGCCAGUAGCUCGCUAUUCAUUUCCUCCAAGUUACAGAACCUUUUCUCGAAGGACGCGACUAGUCACCGUGCGUGGGGCUUUGAUUUGACUUCAGAGUUCCGUUAUGUUUUAGUUUAAAUUUCCAUGAUACCGAAGGCGUAUGCACAGAAUCAAACAGCACACAUUGAAGAGAAGGCUACUGUAGUUCGGAAGAAAAAGAAAUUCGUGAAAAUUAGUGGCUGAAUGAGCUAAAUUUUUUUUAUGGUUUUGUGAUGUUAGUUAGAUUUCAAAUUCCAAGUAGCCCACUCCACCUACCACUUGAACUUCUACAUUUUUCAGUACCUCAAAUUCCUGGAAUCAUUCACAGAGAGGAGACCAGAGUUGGUCUUGUCCUUUGUGACGUAAACAAGGAGUGUCAUCCGGAAGGCUACUGUUUCAAGCCAGAACAGGGAAAACUCGCGGACUUCAAAAAUCCAUGGACUCAAAAAGCUGGUCUAUGCGCGGAAGGUGCUUUUCUUAAUUGAUUGAGAAGAAAACGAAAGAUGAACGGCUUUUUCCAUCAGCAUUUCACCCCUUACCCAAUUAAAAGUUCUAUUCAGAGCUUUUUCGCAAAAAAUAUCAGUGGGGUUCAAGGUUUCUGAUUCUCAAAAAAGAAGUGUUCAACAGUCGUGUGUCCUCUGUCUUUUUACUGAAUUAUAAUUUGCUUAUUUUGCUGAACAUGUCGAAAGCUCCUGAAAACUUUGACUCUGAAAGCGGUUUUUACAGCCGUGUGUCCAUGGCCGGCCUCUCUCCCGCAAGCAAGUCCAACGGGAGAAGACGUUGAAUGCGAAUCCGGCUCGGAUUGCCACAAUUCGGGACCUUUGAAAGGAAUCCACGACUACAUUAAACAUUACUUCUUGUGAGCAAGUUUUAGUUUUUCGUAUUAUUUCCCCUUUCCAGUAAGAGAUGUGAAACUCUGAAGGGUACGUCCAUCUGGCCUUCGGUCAGACUCUGCUGCUUCGGUAAAGUAUAUGUUUUAUUUCUAAAAUCAAAUCUUUCCCAGAAGAAUUGCCGGACGAUAUUUGUCGUCUGGCGAAUGGAAGUCGCUUCCGACCGAAUCUUACGGAGAACGGAUCUGCCUUGCAUAAUUGCUACGACGAGCUUUCGCUGCUGCGAAGAGACUUUGAGCCGGAGAAGCCGAAAGAGGUGUGUGAAAAGUGAGAAGCAGAAAGUCCUUUUGAAGGCACGCAAAACUUUGAUUUCUCGAUUAUUUUAUUAAAUCUGGAUCUUCAGCUAGUUUGAACCAUAGCUAACUAUUUGAAUGGAACCGUAUCAAAAAAAUUCUUUUUAAAUCUUCAUUUGUGGCCAGAAGUCUCGGGCCUCGGUAACGAAAACCGGACACGCUCCGGACGUUUCUGAGCAAUUCUAGGGAUCACUUACGAGGGCUGGCGCUGCUAGACUAGGGACCGCAGACGAAUUUUCAAAAAUUUUUUUUCAGCAUCGAGCUUUGUAUGGUUUGAUAGCUGUUUCGAUUCAAAAACUCAGAACCGUUUAGUUUUUCGAAAAAGAUUAAGGAUGAAAAAAGUUAUGACGAAAAAUGUGGCGCGCCGCGCACCAUUUUUUUAGUACUGAAAUUUUGGUAUUAUCCAUUUUUGACAUUUUUCUCGAUUUUUCUUCUAGAACAAGUUUUGAUACUGGUCUAUUAUGAUGUAAAAAAUCAUAAUAGAGUGCUAAAAUGAUGCUAAUCAGCUAUUUCGCCGAAAAAGUCGGUAUUUUGCAGAAAACAAAAAACUGACGCUUGCGGGUAUCGAACUCGCGACCUCAAAAUGAAAAAUCUCAGCGCACGCACUGCGCCAAGCUGUCAGGUCUAGCGCGGGGAGCUUCCAUCCGCCUUACCCUUGAGCCGUUUAAAUAGCACAGAUUGUCUAUUUCAAAAAGAAAAACUUGAAGUAAUUAAGCUAUUUUUUUAUCAGAAUAUGUUCGCAAAAUCUUUACUCAAACGUUUCGUGGAAAUUCACUUCGAAAAACUGUUUUUUUCAGUGCUUUUUGCCUCUUUUUAACGAUCGCUGCAUUAAAACGGCCCCGUAUAUUUUUCGGCAAAGACGAAUUUUUUUAUUUUAUUCUUUUUAAUUGAAAGAUUUUUUUACUAAUAAAUGUAUAUAAUCGUUUGAAAAACCUGCGUUCGACCGCUUUCUGUGUGAUAAACGCCGCUAAUUUUAUUUUCUAUUUUCAAGAGCAUUUUUGCGUAUCAAACAACUUUUUCAAGUACAUAUGCUGUGGAGAAAAAUUUAAGUAAGCCCAUGGUCUAAAUUUUGAAAAAACAAAAACUCGAUUAUAUUCGCUUGUUAACGAUAUUUUGAAUUAUGACUUUCGGCACUCCCUAAAAUUUUUGGCAAAGACGAAUUUUUUAUUUUAUUGUUUUAAAAUUACCGUUACUUGAAUCAAAAUCAUUAUAUAAAAAAAGAAAGAGUGCGUUCGACCUGAAAACACAUGAAAAAGCAAAAAAUGACAAAAAUUUUUUAGUUCCAUUCACGUUUUUGUACGACAUUCCGCGAGAACGCAUCAAAAAAAGCGUGAAAUAUUUUUUUAAACGAAAGAGGAAGCUUUUUCUGUACAUGUGUGUCAAAUUUUAUUCGCCAGUUCCACAUAUUUUACUACUACAACAAAAUGAAAGUUGAAAACCAAAAAAAAGCCACUUUUUCAAUCGCGAAAAGGGGCGUGGCUUUGCGGUCCCUAUGCUAGACUAAGCAGAAAUGUGUUUUCAAAAAACAAAGUUUAGUUUGCGAUGUACGAUUUGUGAUGCACACUUACUCUAGAAAGUUUUUUGACAGCCAUCUAGACCCAAAUAAGUUAUUUAACAAAUAGCAUCCUCAUGUUGUUCUUUCUUACAAAGAAGGUCGUUCUACCUUGUGUUCGAAAAAUCCCUGAAAUUCGGUCAAAAAACUCACAAAUGUACCAGAAAGCAAUCCAAAAAAUCUUCGAAGUUGUGCAGGUGGAGGCUAUUCAGACUCUUCUUCAUGUACAUCACGAAGUCGCCUGACCGAUUUUUAGGAAAUUCCUAACCGCAAAGUAUAAUGGCCUUCCUGUUAAGUAAACUUGAGUCUCUUUUUUAUCGAAUGUUUUUCGUUGUAGGGGCUCCAUACAAUGGGAUGGAUGUUUUACGCAUUCAUGGGCACCGUCUCUUGUUUCGUUUUUUGCACUUUCUGCACAGUUUUUUCUCUCUUUUCUUAUUUUCACGAUCCAUCGACCCACAGAAAGCAUUAUGUGAGGAGAAGGAAGUCGAUGGAAAGUUUUCGAAGGGGAAGCAAGUAG